UCCGUCCAGCUCCGAGCGGCCCCGCGCCCCCGCCGCCCGGCCGGCCCGGCCCGCGGCGCAGAUGGCGGUGCGCGGCGCCGGCACCUUGACGCCCUUCUCCAUCCAGGCGAUCCUCAACAAGAAAGAGGAGCGCGGCGGGCUGCCCGCGCCGGACGGCCGUCCGGCACCCGGGGGCGCAGCCGUGGCCGUGGCCGCGGCGCCCGCGGUCUGCUGCUGGAGGCUCUUUGGGGAGACGGACGCGGGCGCGCUGGGGGGCGCCGAGGACUCUCUGCUGGCGUCGCCCGCCGGGGCCCGGGCGGCCGCGGGGCAGAGCGCGGAGAGCCCGGGCUGGGACUCGGACUCGGCGCCGAGCGAGGACAACGAGGGCGGCCGGCGCUGCGCGCACGCGCCGGGGGCCAGCGGAGCCGGGCGCGCGGGGGGGACCCUGGGCCUCGGCCAGCCGGUCUGCGAGCUGCCCGCCGCCAAGGACCUGGAGGAGGAAGCCGCGGGCCGGAGCGACAGCGAGAUGUCGGCCAGCGUCUCAGGCGACCGCAGUCCGCGCGCCGAGGACGAAGGCGUCGGCCCGGGAGGCGCGCGCGUGUCCGCGCUGGGCAGCGGCGCGGGCGGCAGCGGCAGGCCGGCGGGCGGCGCGGAGGAGGAGGAGCCCGCGGCGCCCAAACCGCGCAAGAAGCGCUCGCGGGCGGCCUUCUCCCACGCGCAGGUGUUCGAGCUCGAGCGCCGCUUCAAUCACCAGCGCUACCUGUCGGGGCCCGAGCGCGCGGACCUGGCCGCGUCGCUGAAGCUGACGGAGACGCAGGUGAAGAUUUGGUUCCAGAACCGGCGCUACAAGACCAAGCGCCGGCAGAUGGCCGCGGACCUGCUGGCCUCGGCUCCCGCCGCCAAGAAGGUGGCGGUGAAGGUGCUGGUGCGCGACGACCAGAGACAGUACCUGCCCGGCGAGGUGCUGCGGCCGCCCUCGCUGCUGCCCCUGCAGCCCUCCUACUACUACCCCUACUACUGCCUCCCGGGCUGGGCACUGUCCACGUGCGCGGCCGCGGCGGGCACCCAGUGAGCCCGCCCGGGCCGAGACAGC
This is a messenger RNA of Talpa occidentalis (Iberian mole), 1072 nucleotides long. RefSeq names its product NK3 homeobox 2 (gene NKX3-2). The transcript has 2 exons. The record is from RefSeq and is a predicted model, not a curated record. Lineage: Eukaryota; Metazoa; Chordata; Mammalia; Eulipotyphla; Talpidae. Gene Ontology annotation, cellular component: nucleus. Bases 62 to 1051 code for a protein of 329 amino acids. Gene Ontology annotation, molecular function: DNA-binding transcription factor activity, RNA polymerase II-specific; RNA polymerase II cis-regulatory region sequence-specific DNA binding. Gene Ontology annotation, biological process: regulation of transcription by RNA polymerase II; cell differentiation.